Onthophagus taurus is the source of this 1279-nucleotide messenger RNA. Lineage: Eukaryota; Metazoa; Arthropoda; Insecta; Coleoptera; Scarabaeidae. The record is from RefSeq and is a predicted model, not a curated record.
AUGAAGCUACAACUCUUAUUAUUGUCCAUUUUAUCGAUUAAGUACUUGGAUGCAACAUGCGAUAAUGGAGUUUAUGAACUGGGUGUCUCUAAAGAUGAAAAAAACCAAAUUGUUGCUUUACACAAUUAUUUACGAAAACAAAUCGCAAAUGGUAAAGUUAAAGGUCAACCAAGAGGAGUAAAUCUUAAACGAAUGUCAUGGGAUGAAAGUUUGGCGGAGCAAGCUCAAAAUGUAGCAAACACUUGUGAAUUCAAACAUUUAUCAAUUAAUGAUGAUCGUUGGUCUUGGGUGGGACAAAAUUUAUUUAACUCUAUGGCGACAAACUACAAUAAAAAAACAGAUUGGAAAGGAGUUAUCCAAAACAGUUGGUUUGGAGAAAAAGACAACUAUAAAUAUAGGGCUGAAUAUACUAAAAAUGUUGUUCAUUAUACUCAGCUUGUAUGGGCUAACACCAACAAAGUUGGAUGUGGAUACACGCAUUUUCCAAUUGAGGGAGAUUUCCCUUAUAAAAAAUUAUACGUAUGUAACUAUGCACCAGGAGGUAACAUAGAGGGAGAAAAUCCUUAUAAAAAAGGAAAGAGUGGAUGUGAGAAUUUAUCAAACAAAAUGAAGUUCCAACUGUUUUUACUUGCUUUGUUUUAUGUUGAGCACUUAAACGCUGUUUGCAAUGAAGCAGUUCAUCAGCGGGCAGUAUCUGAAAGUGAUAAGAAGGCAAUUGUUGAUAUUCAUAAUCAUUUUAGAACAUUGAUAGCGCAGGGAAAAGUUCCCGGUCAGCCGAGAGGGAUUAAUUUAAAACGAAUGAAAUGGGAUGAGAAUCUUGCGAGAGAGGCUCAAAAAAUUGCCAAUACUUGCGAAUUUACUCAUAAAAGUGUACAAGAUGGACGUUGGUCGUGGGUUGGACAAAACUUAUACACGUCUUCUAGCACAAAUUAUGAUACUCGCACUGAUUGGAAUGGAGCAAUAACCGCGUUCUUUAACGAACAUAAAAUGUAUAAGUUUGGUUCGGGAUUUUCAAUGAAUACCGGGCAUUAUACACAAGUUGUUUGGGCCGAAUCAGACCACGUCGGUUGCGGGUAUACACAUUAUGAAAAUUCUCGUUCUGGGUAUCGAUAUCAUAAACUUUAUGUGUGCAAUUAUGGUCCUGGUGGUAACAUUGUUGGACAGAAUCCAUACAAAGUUGGAACAAGUGGAUGCGAAAAUUUAUGCUAAAGUACUUUAUAUAAAAAAUUGUUAUACCAAAAAUAUAUUAUAUAUCAAUAUUAAAUGAAUAUCAUAGCUA